CACCUCGGGCGGUGCAAGCAUGCGCAGUAGAAGGAGCGGAGGUGCUGUGGGUGUUGCUACCUAAACUCUUCCGGUCCGAAGUCUUGUUCUGGCCGAGAGGGAGCCGAACUGGCGGUUUUGGGGCUCUUGGCGUUGGGUGGAUGGCGUCUUGGGGCCCAGAUGAGCCAAUGGGAUCCUGCCCGCUACGGCUGGGGCCAGAGAGGCAUCUUUUCCGGACGGCCCUCCGGCGAGAGGAAGGGUGGAAGCCACACCCGCGAAAGGUGGAAAGUCUAUAUCACAGUUGGACAGUGGAUUCCAGGGACCUGUUUCAUUGCCUUCAAAGUUCCUUUGGAAAAGAGUUUUGAAGAGAAUCUUGCUCCAGAAGAAUGUUUUUCCCCCUUGGAUCUUUUUAACAAAGUCCAAGAACAGAAUGAAGAACUUGGACUGAUUAUUGAUUUAACAUAUACUCACCGCUAUUAUAAGCCAGAGAGAAACUUAUCGGCGUCCACUGUACCCAUGGUGUAAACAGGACUGGCUACCUCAUCUGCAGCUGGAGGAAGUGUCGAGGGAUUACCAGAACCGUGCACUGAAGCUCUCACUGAAAUGCCUCCAACCUCAGGUGGUGGGUUAUUCUCAAGUGUCUGGCUAUGUGGAUGUUGUGGCAGACAAAAUAUCUGGUGAGGCUG
Molecule: messenger RNA, 665 nt
Organism: Manis pentadactyla (Chinese pangolin)
Lineage: Eukaryota; Metazoa; Chordata; Mammalia; Pholidota; Manidae
Product: RNA/RNP complex-1-interacting phosphatase-like
Exons: 5
Coding region: 160-504 (114 amino acids)
Molecular function (GO): polynucleotide 5'-phosphatase activity
Source: RefSeq, a predicted model, not a curated record